This is a messenger RNA of Aquila chrysaetos chrysaetos, 4685 nucleotides long. RefSeq names its product PARN like ribonuclease domain containing exonuclease 1 (gene PNLDC1). Gene Ontology annotation, molecular function: poly(A)-specific ribonuclease activity; RNA binding. Gene Ontology annotation, biological process: nuclear-transcribed mRNA poly(A) tail shortening. NCBI's taxonomy places the organism in Eukaryota, Metazoa, Chordata, Aves, Accipitriformes, Accipitridae. Gene Ontology annotation, cellular component: cytoplasm; endoplasmic reticulum. Bases 121 to 1824 code for a protein of 567 amino acids. The record is from RefSeq and is a predicted model, not a curated record. The transcript is spliced from 19 exons.
GGUGAUGGCGCUGGCGCGCACCAGAAGAGCGAAGGCUGAGGCAGGACACGGGCGGCAGAGGGUUGGGAAGGGAGCCCUCGCUGCGGUGCUGGCCUCGGCUGGGCGGGCUGGGGGCUCUGGAUGUUAGUUAUGGGCCGGGGGGGCACGCACGUCCUGCAGAGGGCGAGUCGGGCCCCUCCCGGGGGGGUGUUUGGCAUACCUCACCCUGCCACAGGGAUGAGGGAGCAGGAGACUGCACAGCGGUCGGUUGCCUUUUCUCUUGAGCUUGCUGCCACUGGGUUUGACACAGAGGUUACGGUGGACAGAGCCCUUGAUAUGGAGUUUACUGGCUUACAUUCAACUUUCCCACAAAAUAACCAGCCCAGCCUGUUUGAUUCCCCUGCGGAGCGGUACCUGAAGGCCAGGCAGAGCGUCCAGCGCUUCACUGUUACUCAGCUUGGGCUGGCAAUAUUCUCAAAUGAAAAUUCAAACAAGUAUGUGGUGCAUUCAUACAACUUUUUCCUCUUUCCCUCAAUGCUGGGAGUUACAGAUGUCGAAUUCACCCUUUCUGCAUCUAGCAUUCAGUUCCUGUCUCAUUAUGGCUUUGACUAUAAUAAGUUCCUCAAAGAUGGAAUCCCAUACAUGAAUGAGGUACAGGAGAAGAUCCUUAGCCAGCAUCUCUUGGAGGGUAGCUGGAAAGUCAGCAGUGCCCUGGACAGGGAUGUGCUGAAGAAGGCUAUUGAUGAAGUGACCCGUUGGAUAGGUGCAGCAGAGGAAGAGGAGACUAUGAUUCUGCAGGAUCUGAGUGGCUCUCAGAUAUUUGAAGUUCAGCUGGUUCUGAGACAGGCUCUCCCAAAUGUUUGGACACAGCCUCUUGGAGACAAGGUAAUGGUGAAAAAAGUGAGUCCACAGCAUCGUCAGCUUCUGGAGAACUCCCCUGACGACUGCUGCCAGAAGGAGCUCAUUCUCCUGUCUGCCCGGGGCUUCACCAACCUCUUCCAGACACUUGUUAAAGCCAAGAAGCCCCUGGUGGGACACAACAUGCUUAUGGACCUUAUGCAUCUUCACGACAAGUUCUACAAGCCCCUUCCAGAAAGCUAUGAGGAAUUUAAAAGGAACAUUCACAACCUGUUUCCUGUCCUCAUAGACACCAAGACUAUAACAAAAUCCAUCUGGAAGAAAUGUCAGUUUCCUCCAGUAUCUAAUCUUUUGGAGGUAUAUGCAACUUUGUGCAGCAGCAAAGAUCCCAAAGAUCCAACGUGCCCCGUGAUAGCUCUUGCAAGUGACUGCUCAAAAUAUGCUGAGAAGAAAUCUCCUCAUGAGGCAGGCUAUGACGCAUUUCUCUGUGGUUCAGUUCUUCUGAAGUCAGCUCAUUUGCUACUGUGCAGAUUUACAGAUGAUGCAGCGGAGGCUGAUCCUUCUUUCUCUCAGUAUCUCACCGUGUUAGCCGAAUAUCUGAACAAAGUGAAUUUCAUCCGAGGUGGCGUUUCAAGCAUUAAUUUUUCUGGGGAAGAUGCUCCCUGCCGACAUCCGCCUCUCUUGGUUGUCCAUGUCCAAGGCUGGCCAGGGCUGAAUGAAAGGCAGAUUUACCAAGAGUUUAAAGCUCUUUGUCGCUUUGAUGUCAGACGGCUUUCAAAGAACCAGUUCAUUCUGCUGUCCAAUAAAUUUAAGCAUGUCAGGCUUGUUCUGCGAGAUUAUAAGCAUCACCCUCAUCUGCGGAUUUCUGUCUAUCGCCACUGGAGACACUCUCCACUCGUGAACUGCCUGCUGCAAGUCUCUAGUAUUGUGGCACUGUGGUCUCUCUUGGCCUUUGUACUCGGAGGAGCUCCUUGCUGUUCAUUCUAAAGGACUGCCUUACAGAUGAGACAUGAGGAAUGCAGAUCUUACUUUUUGUAUUCGUCUGUGUUUUGUUUUGUUUCAUUCAAUAAAUUGUGAGGAAAAAAAAAAAGCUAUGAAUAGUGUUUUUAAUUGCUUUCUUGGAAAUGUGUUUUUUUAAAGAGGAUGUGUUGGUUUCCAAUUUGUGGUGUUUUGUAAUCUCUUCAAAGCAUAGUCCCCUCCUGAAGAGGGAGAGAUGGCUCUUUCAAUGCCUAAUUUACUUUGAUCCUCUGUUGGUUCCUCACAGCUAUUCAUAAUGCCCUGUUUGUUCCCAGUGCUUGUGCUGCUGCAUAACACACAUUUCUGAUGAAGUUCGGGAAACUGUGAAAUGAAAGAGGCUAUUUUCAGCUUCAGUUGUAGAGCAGGGGAAACAUCACUGCUUACCAAAUGAAAAUGGUAAUGAGUUGAUGGAGAAACCACUAUUGGGGCUCAUGAAGGAUUCUGGGGAAUAGUAAAUAAUUUGCAGUGCUAUCAGUGUUGUGCAGUGGUAUUUUCAGUGGCAGUGGAGCUGAGGAUAGACACAGAUAAGCAGAAUUUAUCAGCUUCCAAUUUGUAGAAUACACACAGGUCAGGUGAGUUGGCAUGCAUUUCUGUUUGCUUCUAGCGCACAGCAUGUGAGCAGUCCUUUAUCCAAAAAUAUCAUGAGACAUGCUUUGUUGAUCAGUUUCUCUGAUAUAGCUAGAGUAUUUGUCAGUCCAGGGACUGUGGUCUUCAGAAAUUUUUCUUAUUAAAUUUCCUUCUCUUCUUAAAAACAGCCUGCUGAUCCAUGGUUUCCAAAUAAUGGUCCCUAGAUUUCAUCAGUCAGACCUAGUUGGAUGGGGCCCAUGAUCAUCUAAUAUGUAGAAUCUGCCUUAAAUGGGCUGUAAAAUGGGAGUUGCUGCGGGGGACCUUAAAGCAGCAGCACAGUAUUGCGUUGUGCCUGAAGAUCACGUGCUCUCUGCUGCUAACGGUUUGCUGCUUUGCUGCUCUUUAGGAGAAAAGGGCAGUGUAUCUUCAGAUGUGGUUCUCGAGUUCUGUGCAGCUUGUGGUUAACAGCUCUUAUUUCAUAAGCCAGCUAAGUAACUGACUUCUUGAUGAUGGGGUUUUUUUUUUUGGUUGGGUUUUUUUUUUUUUUUUUUUUUUUUUGGUAACCCCUUCCAAUGAUGGGGUUCUGUGUCACAGUGUUGCUUCAAAUACCAGUGUAACUAUCUUCCUGUUUACUCUGUAAUGUUUUUUUGUCUUUUAGCAUCAUUAGACACCCCCAUUGUGUCAAGGAGAGCACAGGCUCUGUGUGUUGUGUAGAUUGGGAAAAUUUUCACUGGGUGUUACACGCAGUAGCAUGCAUUUUCCCAUAAAAACCCUCUUUUUGGCUUAUGACCUGGGAAACAUAAUACCCUUGUUCCCUGGGGUCCAUAUUCAGCUAGCAGCUUAAACGUGGGGAGGUGCAGCCUCACUUGCAUCUAAUCUUUACAGUCUGGGGAUCAUGAAGAUACAGAUGCUGUUACCUUUGAGAAGCACAGCAGUUUUUAAAGGAGCAUGCACUUUGAAGGAGCCAAGAAAUUGUUCUGUCUUUAAAUUUUGCUCCCUUCCUCCCAUUUUUUUCGAGUGGCACGCAGACAAAUAAUGAAUUAAUUCCCUGCAGUACUAGUCUCUCUCUUGGUUCAUCCUCUAGAGAAAACCCUUCCCUGCGGAAGAAAGCAGAGAUCCUUUCACCCCUUUUUGAGAAAUAUCCCAUGGGUCUGACCAUGCCUUCCCCCUUUCCAAGGGACAGACUUACCUCAUGUAGCAACACAGUGUAGUGAAUUGAGAGACUUGGCUUGCCUGCAUUAGAGCUGGGAGAACUUAUAAAUAACAAUUGCUGUAGAUCUACUAGAUAUUCCUACUAUAAAUCAGGUAAGUUUACAUGCAGAGUAAAUACAUGAAGAAGAAACGAGAGGGUUGAGUAUAUUCUGAUCUCCCUCCUAGGGGAGAAUUUACAGAAACAAGUUGCCUGCCUGUAAUAACCUAGGGUCACUUGCUGCUCAGAGCCUUUUAAAGAGAUCAAUCAGAUGUACUAGCAGUCAGUUCCCAUGAAAUGAGUUGGCUGGGGGCUAGUCUAACAAAUCGGAGCAGCAACUUUUAGCUGUGGGAACAGAUUUACAAGUCUUUCUGAGUGGCUGUAGAUCAAGACAAAAUCUCUCUGAACAUGCCAAUCUGGCCAUUCUGACCUCAGCUGUUGCUUUUGCUCCAGACAAGGGAAUUGUUAUUAAUUGAAGUUGGAAGGAUCAAAAGUAGUUCAGGUUAUGCCUGUUCCUGCCUGUCUUCUGCAAGGAGUGGGGGGUGCUUUUGAUUCUUGUAAAGCCAAUUCAGGGUGGUGCAACCUGCCUUGUAACUCUGGCUCUGAAGAGGUGCAUGUCAAAGUUGCUGAGUGACUCUCAGGGCUGGCAGCUUAGAAAAUCAAACCUGGCUCCCUAAGACAGUGAUAAAACCACAGCGAAGUCCCUAGCAGCAGUUACAGCACACCUGCUUCUCAGCACUAUGAGAAACUUGUACUUCAGCUGUAAGGCUUGAAAGGAGAGUUCCAACCCUCAAUGAAACAAGAUGUUAGAAUUCAAGUUGUGAAGGUGUGCAUUAAAGGUAUAGCCCUGCAAACGAAGCAUUGCAGAUCAGAAUAUAUCUAUUUCCAAGAACAAUUUGAUUUUGAUACAUUGGCUUUUUUUUUUUUUUACAUGUUCAAGAUUAAAUAUGUGGGUUUUGAGAUAACAUCUCUACUCUGGUGGGAAGCCUCUCAGGGCACCUCCUGUUGCUGAACAGCCAGAGUGGAAGUCUUGCAAUGGAGGAGCUCAGCAUUGUCUCAGAUUAAAAGAAAUAAU